AUUUUUACCGCCCAUAAACAACGUUUAUUCUUAUUUCACUCAGUGCCUUUGGUUUCCGCUCAUUUUAGCAAUCCGGGAUCCUUGUUUGUUAAUUCAUGGCUCUUGUUUUCGCCUGUUUGUCCCUAGAGAUCAGUUUGUUUGACGACAGAGCAACUUUCUCCAUGUGACGUACCUGUCGAGGAAACACAAACCGAGGGAAAUGCCGGCUUUAACCAGUUUUUUUGUGAUGGGCUCGGUGACUUCUGCUCUAACAAGGACAAGAAAUGCUUUGGUGAAAGUCGGGUCAGAGCCGGAGAACCAUGACCCGGAAAGGAGCCAGUCCGCUCUGAAGCCGGACCGGGCCAAAAAGAAGAACGCACGGUUCAACGUUUUGAUCCAGUCCGGACGGCAGAGCUCCCGCCAGUCGCUGUCCGAGGUUCUGAGCAGGCAAGACUCGGAUGUUGCCAAACAAAAUUGGAAGAAAAAGACUCCUGAAGAUCCACAGAGCGUGGCAAAUGAAGAUGGAGAGAGCUCCACCAGGCCGCAGGCCAGUUUUGGACGCUCAAAGUCUCAGAGCGCUUUGUGGAAUGCCAUCACAGCAGGGAUGGGGAUCAAAAGCAAAGAGGAGAAGAGACUCCUGAAUGACCCCCGAACUCCUGAAGAGAUUCUGGCUGACGACUUUCCUGGAGCAGAUGAACCAGAUGCCACUGAGAAGACUGCCAUCAGAUUAAGAUGUCUGGUGAAACAACUGGAGAGAGGAGAGGCUUCCCUCAAUGACCUCAAGAAAAACCUCGAGUAUGCAGCAUCAGUACUGGAAUCCGUUUACAUCGAGGAGACAAGACGUUUGGUGGACACAGAGGAUGAGCUCAGCGACAUUCAGUCAGAGUCGGUGCCCUCGGAGGUGCGGGACUGGCUGGCCUCCACCUUCACCAGGCAGAUGGGCCUGAUGCUGCGACGUAAUGAAGAGAAACCUCGCUUUCGUAGCAUUGUCCACGCUGUUCAGGCUGGCAUAUUUGUUGAGAGGAUGUACAGACGUACCUCCAAUAUGGUGGGACUCAGCUACCCCACUUCUGUCAUAUCUGUGCUUAAGAAUGUCGACAAGUGGUCGUUUGACGUGUUUGCUCUAAAUGAGGCCAGCGGGGAUCACGCACUAAAAUUCAUAUUCUAUGAGUUGCUCACAAGAUAUGACCUUAUUAGCCGUUUCAAGAUCCCGAUCUCUGCGGUGAUGUCGUUCGUGGAGGCCCUCGAAGUGGGAUACAGCAAACAUAAAAACCCCUACCACAACCUGAUGCAUGCUGCUGAUGUCACACAGACUGUACACUUCUUGCUACUCAAGACCGGCAUGGUGCAUUGGUUGACUGAACUGGAGAUCUUUGCCUUGAUCUUUGCGGCGGCGGUGCACGACUACGAGCAUACGGGGACCACAAACAACUUUCACAUUCAGACAAGGUCAGACACAGCCAUCCUGUAUAAUGACCGUUCGGUGUUGGAGAGUCACCAUGUCAGUGCAGCCUACCGCUUACUGCAGGAAGAUGAUGAGAUGAACAUCCUCUACAACCUCUCCAAGGAUGACUGGAGAGAGCUGCGGACUCUGGUGGUGGAGAUGGUGCUGGCCACGGAUAUGUCCUGCCACUUCCAGCAGAUUAAGGCCAUGAAGAACUUUCUGCAACAACCUGAGGGCCUUGACAAGCCCAAAGCCCUCUCCCUUCUGCUGCACACUGCAGACAUCAGCCACCCGGCCAAAAACUGGGACCUGCACCACCGCUGGACCACCUCCCUGUUAGAGGAGUUCUUCAGACAGGGGGACAAAGAAGCAGAGCUCGGGCUGCCGUUCUCUCCACUCUGCGACAGAAAGUCCACAAUGGUGGCACAGUCCCAGAUCGGGUUCAUAGACUUCAUUGUGGUGCCCACCUUCACCGUGCUGACAGACAUGAUGGAACGUAUAGUAACACCGCUCAUCGAGGAGGCCUCCAACUCAAGUUUUACUGGCUUUCGACGUUCAAGUCUGAACAGUAUUAACUCAGAUGAGGGCAAAAGGCACAAUGUGAAGAGCGUGUGCUCCGACAGCGCCACGUCUGUCCAAAACUCCUUGCUGUCUGUGGACAUGAAGAACUUCAAGGCAUUGUGGAAUGAAGAGGUGUAUCAGAACAGAGAGAGGUGGAAAGCACAGGCUGACAAAGAGGCAGAGGAGAGAGCUAAAAAGGAGGCAGAGGAACAAGCCCAGCAGGAAGCAGCUGUGGCGCCCCAGGAGGCCCACACACAAUCAGAACAGCCUGAACCAGAGGAGGACAAACUGGAGGUAGAGGCGCCCAAGUCAGCAGAGGUCAGCAGACCAGCAGAUGGUAACAGAGGGGAAGUGGAGCAGGGAGCGCAGUCUGGGAGCUCCACAACCAAGAAUCCUGCACUCCAGAAUGGAGAGUUGUCUGAAGGCGCGGAAUCUCCCGAGGGUGAAGAAAACAAGAAUAAAGGAGUCAGUGCAAAGGAAUAGCAAUAGAGCAAUGGAAUAAGGAAGCUACAGAGUACCA
Molecule: messenger RNA, 2504 nt
Organism: Monopterus albus (swamp eel)
Lineage: Eukaryota; Metazoa; Chordata; Actinopteri; Synbranchiformes; Synbranchidae
Gene: pde1cb
Product: phosphodiesterase 1C, calmodulin-dependent b
Exons: 19
Coding region: 200-2467 (755 amino acids)
Biological process (GO): signal transduction
Molecular function (GO): 3',5'-cyclic-nucleotide phosphodiesterase activity
Source: RefSeq, a predicted model, not a curated record